AUGAACGCGCCGCUGCGCGUCUCGACCUGGGGACAGCCACGGGAUGCAGAGGCCCUGAACACGGAAAAAUCCGGCGCGACGAAGGCGAGCGGGGGGUCGCGUCCACUGCGGACGUCUGCAUCGCUGGCCGCAUCCCGGCGCGCGGGUUCGAGGCCCGGGAAGUCUCGCGGGUCGCUCAAGAAGCGCGCGCGGAGGUCGGUGCGGCUGAGUGGGAAGUCGUCCGGCGCUGCGGCGUCGUCCUGCAGCAGACUUGACGAAUUUCAACGCUUCUCCUUCGCGACUGCCGUGGCCUACACGCCGCCCGCCCCUGCCAUCUGCCCGAUCCUCGCCGAGCCGGCGCAGGCCUACGCGGAAAAGCCUGCCGGCCUGGCCUGGCGGCUGGGGCGAAGGCCUCAGCAACGCCCGCGCCUUAAGAGUGACGCGGCCUUCACGUUUGGCGCUCUCUGCGAGUCCCCUUUCACGGCGUCGUCGUUUUCGUCUGCCUCCUCGUCGCGUGAGGACUUGCCUGAGACCGGUUCAUCCGCCUCCUGCUUUUCUUCUGUGUCCUCGACGUCUGGAGCGUCCUCGUGCACGCUCUCUAUUCCUUCCAGGGUGUCGUCCGCUGCGCCUCUUUUGGCGGCGUGGCACCGCUGGGCGCCUUCGACUCCGUUGAGCAUGAGCAGUUCCUCGGGCGACGGAAAUGCGCGCAAAAAGAAAGGCGCCGGGUCGAGGCGGGCGGCGAGCGGCAAUCGGCGAGGAGGCGAAGCCGCGCAGUCAGGCAGGAAACAUGCGGACGGAGACACCGCCGCUGCGAUAAGCAAGGCGCCCUCCAGAGAAGGGGCCUGCGGCGCAAAAGACGCGGAGACAGAGAAAAAAAAUGCGCAGCAAGCGCACAGAGAAGAGACAGCCGGAAGGCAGCGGGGCGACAGAGAGAGCGAACCUAGCACCGCAUCCGCCGCGACGAGCUUUGGGGGACAGAGUCGCUCACGGGGGUUGAGGAAACCGGGCAGUUCGCGACUUCGCGGCACGACUUCUGCGCCUCGGGCGGAGCGGAGACGCAGUUCGGCGCCGAUGGAAGAAACGGAAGGCGGAAGGGAAUUCGAAGCCCCGGCGAAGAGCCGCAGCGCUGGCGGACUCGAUCCCACGGUUGCGUCGAAUGCAGGCAUUGGCAGGCCGAGGCGGAGGGGCUCCUCGACGACGCGACCGCUGCGGGGGCGCCGGUCACAGUCCCUCGCCUCAAACCUAGAGCCGCGGCGCGACCGACGCGCUUCCCGCCCAGCAGGAGGAGGCAGGAAUGAAGCAGCCGAAGGCGAGACAGGCGAAGGAGACGCAGGCAACGGCAAAGUACAGCGCGAAGCAAGAGAUCGGGGAGCGGGAACGUGCCGCGUCGCGGAGGAGCCGCGCGCUGGCGAGUUCGCUGAGGCGGAUCAGAGGGAGAAGGAAGCGACCGGCGCACGAGGCGAACAGAGCGCGGAGGGCGUGCCCACAGAGAGACAGCAUGGAACAGCGACAGAAUGCAGAGUCGCUACCGCGGCGGAGAAGCCGAGAGAGACGUCGCGGAGGGACGUCAGGCGACUCAAGAACGCCGCAGACGAGGCGAAGUCGCCGGAAGCGGCUGGGGGGAGUACUGGAGGGCGAAGAAAGGGUCAAGAAGCGGAAGUCUUGUGGACGCAACCUGAGCCGCGAGCGUUGAAGAAAACCGACAAAUCGCAGAUCGAAGCGCUUCGCGUGCGACGGGCCUCGUCCAUCCACUCCGCAGCGUCGGCCUCAGCUCGCGCUUCGCCUCCGUCAUCAGCUGCCUCUUCAGCUACGGCGGCGGCUUCUUCUCCCUCGACAGCCAGCGGGACUUCGCUGGCCUGUUCGGCGAUUGCGUCCUCGUCGUCUUUGUCUCCUCUAACGCCUCCUCCUUUGUUCGAGGCGGGCGCGUCCGCCUCGCCGCGAAGGCCCCGGGGCGAGCCGCGCAAGCAGGCGCGCCGCUCCGUUUCUGCCCUCGCGCGUUCCUGGCGAGGGGGCGACGAAGCUGAGGGAAGCGCAUGCGUGCGCGCUCUGUGGGAGAUGCCUGCCGCCGACGAGGCGCUGCGGUCUCUCCCGCACAAGUCAACCCUUUCCCCUUCUCGCAAGCUCUCGCGGGCCUUCUUCUGGCCGCCGUCGCCAGGUCGCCCGUCUUCGUCUCUCCCUUCCUCGAUUUCAGCGCCCGUUUGCAGCGGGACUCCAUCGAGCGCUGCGCGCGUGCGCUCCGCGCUGGCAGCUGCGGCGUUUGCCGUGUCACCUGCAGCAGCGGAGACGGCGAGGUAUCGUCGCGCGAGCGUCGGAUGUCUCAGCGCCCGCGCCCCCGUGGGGUGUCCCUCGCCGGCGUCUCGCCUGGCGAAGCCGCGACCGCGGUCGGCCUCGAGAGCGUCGUUUCGUCUCCCGCCGUUCUCGCUCUUUAAGGACGGAGAAGGAGCUGACGCACGCUUUCCAGAGAGCCUCUUGACCGACGCAGAGCGCCGGCUGCUCAGUCACAGUCACGUGCCGCGCGAAGGAGCUUCGCGGCGCCUGGGCGAGGACGGCGAUGACGGAGAGUCAUCCACCGAGCAGCCGCGGAGAGGCCGGACGGCGAGGAGGCUGGCGCAGCUCGACGAGUCGCUGUACUUCACUUUCAAACACACGAAGGUCGACGGCAUGUUAGUCCCGCUGGCUAACCGGCAGCGGGUCUUGGAGGCGCUGCACGUACUUCACACACUCUACGGAUCCGCGCUUUGUCGCCGCUUCGGGCUGCGCUACUCCUUCCUCGCUGAGCAUCAUCCUCUGGAGAAGAAGGCGGGCAUCACGAUUAAGAAACCGAUUCAGGCGAGCAAUACCGCUCGAAUUCAGACGCGCGGGACAGCUGCGGAGCUCCGCUCUCUGGCGAUGAUUCGGAUUCGCCUGCGAAAGAAGGAAAACCCGAACGAGCUCAUCAGCCGCCCAACUCAGCUGGCGGUAUUCUUCCACGAACUCGCCCAUCUCAGGCACAUGAACCACGGGAGGGAGUUCGCACGCUUUCUGCGAGACAUCUUCAGCUAUGCCGCGUCUCGCGGGUUCGUCCACGAGGGCAUGGUGAACGAACUGCCCUCGCCCUGGCGAUGGGAGCGAGAAGUCUUUGUCAAAGCCGGCGCCGUUUCAGACGAGACCCUUGACGAGCUCUUCGAGAACUCCAAGGCACUCGACGCGGAGGCAACGCUGGCCUGCUGCAGAGACGCGCAGCCUCCGGCCGCGUCUGACUCCCCGCCUCGUUCGCCUCCACGGCCUCUGACAGCCUCGCCAAGGUCGUCUGUCUCGCCGCCAGCUGUAGCCGCCGCGCCGGAGUCCCCACAGGCGCGGUCGGCGGCCCCCGCCUUCUUGACUGAGGCGCCUGAGGCGCCUCUCGCGGCCUCUGCUGUCUCCAAGGUCUCUGCAGUUUCUGCUGUCUCGGACUCUCGCGAUUCAGUCCCGGCGUCUCCGCCUUCGGGGUGCUCGCCCUCGCAGGCCGCAGCCGGCGCGCUCGCGGCGAGCCGCGGCGGUCUGCGUGGCGUUUCCGCGAGUUCACGGAGUCUGGCGCGGGGGGAGGCUGCGGCCUGCGAGGAGUCAGCACGAUGUGAGGAGUGCAGCGAUGAGAGGGUCGCGGGCGCGAGGGCUGCGGAAGGCGACGACGCGUGCAGAAGCACCUCUCUGCAGGCUAAGGCCGGCGCGUGCGUCGCUGCGCCUCAGAAGGCCCGCGGGAUUGUGGUGCCGCCUCUGCGCGAAGACGCCACGCAACCCCAAGAGAGCGCGCCGGCGUCGCCUGCGGGGGCGGGGGGUCGGCACACGGCGGAGCGAGCCCUGAGGAAAGCUGCACUGGCCGCGUUGCAUGCGGAGAUGACCGAGAGAAAGUCUGGGAAACGCGACGAGCCCCGAGACUCGCGUGGCGGCCUGGGGGGUCCGUCGCCCGGGUCUCCGCGGUCGCCUAAAGCGGAGAGGAGAGAGAGAGAGAACGAACCUGUCGGCGCACGUCCGCGGCAGUGCGCGUCGUUGGCGCCUUCCACGGCGGCCUCGCUGUGCUCUUCGUCGCCUCUUCGUUCGCCGUCAUCGGCAUCUGAGAGGUCUUCGCCUCCUUCCCCAGCGUCAACUUGA
Molecule: messenger RNA, 4086 nt
Organism: Besnoitia besnoiti
Lineage: Eukaryota; Apicomplexa; Conoidasida; Eucoccidiorida; Sarcocystidae
Exons: 6
Coding region: 1-4086 (1361 amino acids)
Source: RefSeq, a predicted model, not a curated record